AUUUUAGUUGCUUCUAUUUUUUGAAACACAUAAUUGUUGUUACGUGACACCUUUUCCUUCGAGCUUCUGCAGCAAUCUGAGUCAUUGUGAAAGAUAUACCGGCCCUGCUGGGUAGUGUUCUUGUUGUUGUUUACUGUAUUUACACUUUCCCUUGAAUUUACAAACGGUAGCGUUUGGAAAUCAAGUGUGAAUUGUCGGAAUCCUAGAAUGGAAAAGCUUUUGCUGAGACUGUUUGGUGACACACUUCCCUUUGUAUAGCAUGCUCAGUUUCACAACUCCUGGCCUACUAUAAAUCGUAUUCUUCACAAUGGCCGACUCAAGCGCAGACAACACCUCUCAGCGAGAAGAGGAGCUGGAUGUUCUUUCUUCCAUCUACCCAUCCUCGCAAUUCCAACGUGUUCCUGGAGAAUACGCUGGUGUAUGCUACGCAUCACCUGAUUUAGAUGAUGGAAUAAUGGUGCAGUUCACUGAAAAGGACGAUCAGCCAUCAUCGCCUUCGCGUUUCUCAGACCUGUCGUUGUCACAUUUACCGGACAUCGCGCUGACGUUUCAGCUACCAGAGACCUACCCAGAAACAACAGGCCCUGAGUACACGCUAGCCUGCAAAUGGCUUACUCCACAACAGCUCACUAAAGUUUGUCAGAAGCUCGAUGAACUGUACUUGGAAGUUUGUGAUGCCAUUAUUUUCAAUUGGUUGCAGUUCUUGCGUGAUGACGUCUUGGACUUUUUGUCCAUGACGGAGAAGCGUGGAGAUAGCAUGUAUAUGACUGUGAGUGUACUGCCGUCACGUGCCGGUAAGAAUGCUGCCGCUGCUGCUGCUGAUGGUGUGGAUAUGCGUGCUUGCCAAGAUGUUGGAUCUAUUGCUCAGCUUCACCGUGCCAUGCGUGCGCAUAACGAGGAUCAGCGGGCCGUGGCCUUUGCCAGUGCCUACCAUGACUGUGAAGUGUGCUUCAUCACACAGCCUGGCGAGAAAUGCAUCCAGUUCUUGCCCUGCCACCAUGCCUUCUGCAAAGAGUGCAUGAAGUCCUACUUUGAGGUGCAGAUAGCCGAGGGAGCGGUCACUUCUCUCCAUUGUCCUGCCGGCAAGUGUGAGAGCCAGGCUCUUCCCACACAGGUGCAAGCGUUGGUCUCACAGGAGCAGUACGGGAAAUACGAGCGUCUCCUGCUGCAGCGUGGCCUGGAGUCGAUGGAGGAGAUAGUCCUGUGUCCGGCCAGGAUUUGCCAGCAGCCGGUCGUGAAAGACGGCGGCGACUCCAACAUGGCCACGUGUGCUGCAUGUAAGCUUUCGUUUUGCAUACUGUGUCGCCGCGUGUGGCAUGGUGUCAAUCCUUGCUCGGUCAGCAACUCUGAGAAGGCCAAGCUGGUCAAGAAAUACCAGUCGGGAACAAAGGAAGAGCGGGCUGCUCUUCUUAAGGUAUAUGGCUCUAGAAUCACGCGUUAUGUGGAGGAGUCCAUCAGUGAGGAGUGGCUGACGGAGAACUCCAAGGCGUGCCCGUCGUGUGGCUCUCACAUUCAGAAAACAGAAGGUUGCAACAAGAUGACAUGCAGACGGUGCCGCAAUAAUUUCUGCUGGAUGUGUCUGGCCAACUUGAACCGUCACAAUCCCUACUCUCAUUUCAGCCAGCAGGGAAGUCCAUGUUACAAUCGUUUAUUUGAUGGCAUGCUGGAUGAAGAUGGUGAGCAGGACUGGUGGGUAGGCGCUGAAGAGAUCAUGGAAGAAUAGCUGGCUCACCAGCUGAUGUGCCUCAAGGUCCCUUCUUGAUGACUUCUACUGAUUCCAAAAUUGCGCAGGACCAGCUGGCAGCAACAAUGUACCAUAGGGCAUAGCACAUUGCUCAGAAGUUCUAGUUUGUGUGUGUGUGUGUGUGCAUGUGUGCAUGCAUAUGUGUGUGUGUGUGUGUGUGUGUGUGUGUGUGUGUGUGUCCUUCACUUCUUGGGAGUUAGUGUUCCAGGCUAGUGCACUAGGGCCAUUCUACGUAAGUUAUAUUUCUGGCAUUCUCGUCUCGACAUUUGCUUUUUUACCCUAUGUGUGUGUGUGUGUGUGUGUGUGUGUGUGUGUGUGUGUGUGUGUGUGUGUGUGUGUGUUUGUGCAUAUUGUUUUCUUAUUUCGUCUGGCUAAAGCAUUGCCUAUCUGUGGAUAUCCAUUGUUGUGUUUAUUGUAAACCAUUGUAUAAUGGUGUGGUGUUGUUUUGCGCAUCUUAUCGAAUCUCUGCCUGUCUUUUGACUGGGCGUUAGCUUUGUGUAGCAGUAUUAUUUCCUUAUUCAACUCUUUUUUUAACCCUUGCAGAAGUUCACUCAAUGUCUUCUGCAGUUGUCUUGAGUUUUUACGUACUCCAUUCAAAUUGGUUUCCUCUCAGUUCGCUGUUUAUGUAUAUAUUACAUGUCCUAGUAUGUGCGCACAACUUCAGUGCGCAGACCUGACAUUCCGUGCAACGCUUGGUCUGCAAUUCUGAAUUUGUCUGUUUUCGUCAUCCAGCUUGGUCUGCCCAUCGUUCUGCUUAUGUAUGUGUAUCUACUUCAUAGGUGCACACAUCUCCUUGGCCUUGGUGCAACUGCAUGUACUGGCGGUACUGGA
Sycon ciliatum is the source of this 2575-nucleotide messenger RNA. RefSeq names its product E3 ubiquitin-protein ligase RNF14-like. The transcript is spliced from 2 exons. The record is from RefSeq and is a predicted model, not a curated record. Gene Ontology annotation, biological process: ubiquitin-dependent protein catabolic process; protein polyubiquitination; positive regulation of proteasomal ubiquitin-dependent protein catabolic process. Gene Ontology annotation, cellular component: ubiquitin ligase complex; cytoplasm. Gene Ontology annotation, molecular function: ubiquitin conjugating enzyme binding; zinc ion binding; ubiquitin protein ligase activity. Bases 308 to 1723 code for a protein of 471 amino acids. NCBI's taxonomy places the organism in Eukaryota, Metazoa, Porifera, Calcarea, Leucosolenida, Sycettidae.